Pangasianodon hypophthalmus (striped catfish) is the source of this 401-nucleotide messenger RNA. Its product is annotated as cytochrome c oxidase subunit 7C, mitochondrial. Lineage: Eukaryota; Metazoa; Chordata; Actinopteri; Siluriformes; Pangasiidae. Gene Ontology annotation, biological process: mitochondrial electron transport, cytochrome c to oxygen. The transcript has 3 exons. The record is from RefSeq and is a predicted model, not a curated record. Bases 98 to 289 code for a protein of 63 amino acids.
GGCCAAGGUUGCACAGAGUAGCUGAGAGAAGCUGAGAGCAGCUGAGAGACAAGUCGAGCUCACAUUUGCCCUUAAAGUUAGCAGCUAUCCGUGCAGCAUGCUUGGCCACGCAGUGCGCAGAUUCACCACCUCCGCAGUCCGCGCGUCUCACUACGCUGAGGGACCGGGACAGAACCUGCCAUUCUCAGUAGAUAACAAGUGGAAGCUGCUGGGGAUGAUGGUGCUGUUCUUCGGCAGUGGCUUUACCUUUCCCUUCAUCGUAGUCAGGCACCAGAUCCUGAAGAAGUGAAGCUCUGGCUUGUCUGAUAUGGUCAUUGUGAAUACGUGUCCACAGCAGCUCUCUUCAUUCUUCAGAUGUGGCUCCCUUAAUGCUAAUUUGUAAAUAAAAUGAUAUAAUCUUA